This is a messenger RNA of Gavia stellata (red-throated loon), 1000 nucleotides long. RefSeq names its product chromosome Z C18orf54 homolog (gene CZH18orf54). The coding region runs from base 15 to 872 and encodes 285 amino acids. The transcript is spliced from 6 exons. NCBI's taxonomy places the organism in Eukaryota, Metazoa, Chordata, Aves, Gaviiformes, Gaviidae. The record is from RefSeq and is a predicted model, not a curated record.
CGUGGAUAAAAACUAUGACAAGCUCAAUAAAAGAAAGCAGUGUUUGCUCUCCUGAUUCAACAGUAUCUUCUCUUUUAACAAGCUAUAGUAUUGACAGCAAUAAUCCAUACUCAAACAGUUUGAUUCACUACAAGGACAAGCUUUACAGCUCUGCAUCUGAGGCUUUGGAGGCUUAUAUUGAAGAUUUUGAUUUAAGUCUCACGUCUUCAGAAAUAAGCACUGGAAAAAUAUGCAUAUAUCAAAGCACUCCCAAACAAGUUAAGUUUUCAAAGCAUCAUGCCAAAGAAAAACAUGAAGACCAGCUUGAGCUACUUACCUUGAAGGCUGACAGAGGUCUGGAGAGUUCAACUGAAGAUUUGUCAAAUGCUCUGGAAAAUGAUGACAGUCCUUCUACAACAGAUAUACUAGGAGCAGAAAGAUCAUGGGAAAAUGCUCCAGGUGCUUUCAAACCACCAGUGCCUGUGUGCUGUGAGGACAUGGAGAAUGCUCUACCAUUCCCCAAGGCAGAUAUCAUACAUAAGUUCUUGGAAGACUGUUUAAAUGACAAAAAUAAGGAAAACACUUUUUGUGGAGGUCAUCAUCACAGACCCCUUGAAGCUUUGAAGCUGAUGUUGUUUAAACUGCAAGCAAUUCAGGGAAGUUUAAGCCAAAAUGAAACUGCUGAGCAAAAGGAAGAGUUUGAAAAACUUUCUGAAAAAGCAGAGGCUGAAUUAAAACUGUGUGACAGUGAGAUAAUCCCUCUUACUAAUUCUAUUCAGAAGGCUUUGCACCAUUUGUCACGUCUUAAAAGUCUUGUUGAAGAUAACAGUAACCAACAAGAGCAGACCGAUGAUCAUGAAGAAGAUAGACAAGAAAAAAAGAAUAAUCUGUGAAGUUGAUAUCUUAAGAAUAUUUUAAUAUUCUGUAACUUGAAUAAUUUGUCAGCCUGUCCACUGGUCAAGAGUUUUCUGAAAGCUGAACCAGUGCAUGUUCUCAAAUGUUGUAUUCAGUAUUUCUGUAC